ACAUUUUGAGAGCCGGUGCGUGUACGUCAUCGACGACAUCCAAAGCCUCUCCUUAUUCAAUUAUUAUUUCGUGCUGUUGCCUCUCCCUGCUGUCAACAAACCAUAUCUUGGACUUGACUCAUCUGUGCCUGAACACCCAAAGCUCAUCCCAACAUCCAGACAAGAACAGCCGUGACAUCAAAGAUAUCCUCGCAACAACACCGGCACUGGGAAAAGAAUAGCCCUUGCCACUUGGAAGAAGACAAUAAUGAAGACAUUCUUGCCGCCAUCCUCCCUUUUGAUGAUCUUCCUGUCAAUUCAAGAAGCUACAUCCCUUGCUGUCAAUUCACCCCGACGAGCAGGAAGCCUAGACGAUCAAUCGUUGCCCCAGAGUAGAUGCCGAACUACACGAAAAGACUUUUUUAUUGCUUUGGGCACUACCUUCGGUGCUUUUAGUGCCGUUCCCGGCAUUACGUUGGCUGCACCACCUAAGAAGGUACCGCCGUAUAUCCAAGAGCGAGGUUCCUUGGAAUCAGGCCUGGGGCCAUGCCCGGGUCAGCCCAUGAAAAAAUGCUGUUGGAGUACAGAAGAUACAGAAGGUCGUCGCGUAGAACGCUGGGUGCCUCCAACGCCGCUACAAGGAAACCCUGAAGCGAUUGCAAAGGUACUGGAAGACACCAUGGCGGCUUAUCCCCAAGAGGGGCAAAAUGAUGUCGACAAAGGAGGCUGGCAGCAAGCAGAACGCAACACAGAUGGGAAAGGCAGCACGUACCUGAGAUAUGAGUUUACAUCUGGCAAAUUCAAGUAUAUUGAUGAGCUUGAAUUGCUUGUGGAGAGCACCGGCAAGAUAUCCGUACGGACAUCUUCCCGUAGCGCCGGGUUUGAUUACAAUGUGAAUUCCACAAGGCUCAACUAUAUUCAACUAGCACUUGAGAAUGAGGGAUGGAAGGUGAAGCUAGUGUAGCCAACUUUAAAAAGCCAUGUUCUGUCUAUUUUGUCGACCGGUUGUGCCUCUUGUACAGAUUCGAUUCGUUAGAUUUCAUGGGCCUUGCUGCUGCUGUUAAUGUAAGUGUUUUCUUCCUCUUCUAGCUACGCUGUACCUACAUGUAGUUGUAGAUUCUUUUCUAUGGAUGUAUGAGUAUAU
Messenger RNA from Seminavis robusta, 1123 nucleotides. The record is from the annotation of a GenBank genome assembly. NCBI's taxonomy places the organism in Eukaryota, Bacillariophyta, Bacillariophyceae, Naviculales, Naviculaceae.